Lactuca saligna is the source of this 441-nucleotide messenger RNA. The record is from the annotation of a GenBank genome assembly. NCBI's taxonomy places the organism in Eukaryota, Viridiplantae, Streptophyta, Magnoliopsida, Asterales, Asteraceae.
AUGGCUUCAAGAGCUUUGUCAACAGCUUUUCUCCUUACCUUCAAUCUUUUCUUCUUCACUUUGGUAACAUCCACUCAUACCCCAAAAGGUUGCCCACCACCGCCACCGCCGUCGUGCCCACCGUCACCAAAACCUCCAACACCUUCACCGAAACCUCCAACGCCUUCACUCCCUCCCAAAGCAACUUGCCCAAAAGACACUCUCAAAUUGGGUGUUUGUGCUAAAUUGCUCAAUGACCUUGUCCACUUGGUUGUUGGAACCCCACCGAAGACACCAUGUUGUACCCUUAUCCAAGGUCUUGCCGAUCUUGAGGCUGCAGUAUGUCUUUGCACUGCCAUUAAAGCUAAUAUCUUGGGAAUCCACCUUAAUGUUCCCGUCUCUUUGAGUCUGUUGCUUAACUACUGUGGAAAGAAAGUCCCCUCUAGCUUCCAAUGCGCCUAG